This is a messenger RNA of Bombina bombina (fire-bellied toad), 4932 nucleotides long. It is a transcript of the gene NRF1, whose product is annotated as nuclear respiratory factor 1. Gene Ontology annotation, cellular component: nucleus. Gene Ontology annotation, biological process: regulation of transcription by RNA polymerase II. The record is from RefSeq and is a predicted model, not a curated record. The transcript is spliced from 11 exons. NCBI's taxonomy places the organism in Eukaryota, Metazoa, Chordata, Amphibia, Anura, Bombinatoridae. Gene Ontology annotation, molecular function: DNA-binding transcription factor activity, RNA polymerase II-specific; RNA polymerase II cis-regulatory region sequence-specific DNA binding. Bases 402 to 1919 code for a protein of 505 amino acids.
AACGUCAAUACAUUCAUAGCUGAUUAUGAUUAAGACCCUGUGAGUGACUUCCCCUGUGUUGGACACUAUAUUAUUUCUGAAGUGCACCCAAGGCUGUACAAAAACCGUGAGAGUCGUGAUUUUUUGCUAAAAAAAAAAACCUAAGUGGCUGUAAUACAUUGAUUUGUAUGUGAUUUCUUGCAAACCAUCUCCAUCUAGUGGUUGCUUUUAGCACACAUUUGUAAAAUAGCUGUUUUACUUUCACUUUCUGACCUCAGAGUAGCAGCAGAGUAGCAGCUGGCCAAGCCGAUCAAUCUAGAAGUCUAAAAGCAGAGCCCAUGCAGGAAUGAAGAGGAGGGAAAGCCACUUACCUAUAUUUCCCCUAGGGACGUAUGCAGUCGGAACCUUAGGAUUAGACAGCCAUGGAAGACCAUACUGUUACCCAAGCCGAGAACUUGACCACCAUUGAGGCCCAUACAGUAGCUCACACAGUGACCCAGCAGGUACAGCAGGUCCAUGUAGCAACUUAUACAGAUCAUGGCAUGCUGAGCGCAGACGAGGAUUCGCCAUCAUCUCCAGAGGACAACUCGUAUGAUGACUCUGACAUUCUCAACUCAACAGCUGCGGAUGAGAUCACGGCGCACCUGGCGGCUGCAGGGCCCGUUGGGAUGGCCGCUGCAGCUGCCGUAGCUACAGGAAAGAAGCGGAAAAGACCUCACAUCUUUGAAUCCAACCCAUCCAUCCGCAAACGGCAGCAAACACGCCUAUUGCGGAAGCUAAGGGCGACUUUAGAUGAAUACACGACCAGAGUGGGGCAACAAGCCAUCGUUCUUUGCAUCUCUCCUUCCAAACCCAACCCUGUUUUUAAAGUGUUCGGAGCUGCUCCUCUGGAAAACGUGGUCCGUAAGUACAAGAGCAUGAUCCUGGAGGACUUGGAGUCUGCGUUGGCAGAGCACGCCCCCGUACAGCAGGACAUCAACUCAGAUCUACCUCCUUUGACUAUAGAUGGCAUUCCUGUAUCUGUGGACAAGAUGACGCAGGCUCAGCUACGUGCAUUCAUACCAGAAAUGCUGAAGUACUCCACUGGAAGAGGUAAACCUGGUUGGGGGAAGGAAAGCUGUAAACCUAUCUGGUGGCCAGAUGACAUUCCUUGGGCCAAUGUUCGGAGUGAUGUCCGUACAGAGGAACAGAAACAGAGGGUCUCCUGGACUCAGGCAUUGCGGACGAUAGUAAAGAACUGUUACAAGCAGCACGGCCGGGAAGAUUUGUUAUAUGCAUUUGAAGAUCAACAGACGCAGCAUGUGACAACGGCACAUGGUAUUGCUCACCUUGUACCCUCACAGACCGUGGUACAGACUAUCAGUAACCCAGAUGGCACAGUGUCCCUUAUUCAGGUUGGUACAGGGGCCACAGUCGCUACCCUGGCUGAUGCAUCUGAAUUGCCGACCACCGUACACGUUGCACAAGUUAAUUACUCUACGGUCAGUGAUGGCGAGGUAGAGCAGAACUGGGCAACAAUACAGGGAGGUGAAAUGACCAUCCAGACAACUCAAGCGUCUGAAGCUACACAGGCCGUGGCAUCCCUGGCAGAAGCAGCUGUGGCAGCGUCACAUGAUAUGCCGCCCGGAGCCACCGUUACCAUGUCCCUAAACAGGUAUGAAGCCGCAGCCCAUGCUGUAGCAACAUUGGCAGAGGCAACGUUACAGGGCGGAGGGCAGAUCGUACUUUCUGGGGAAACUGCAGCAGCGGUUGGAGCUCUAACUGGAGUACAGGAUGCCAACGGUCUGGUUCAGAUCCCAGUGAGUAUGUAUCAGACUGUGGUCACAAGCCUCACGCAGGGAAAUGGUCCUGUGCAAGUAGCUAUGGCUCCAGUGACCAGGAUAUCGGACUCUGUCACCGUGGAUGGACAGGCAGUAGAGGUGGUAACCUUGGAACAGUGACUCAGCUACCCACAAAGUAUCAUAUCUGGUCCUGCCUCUCUCAUGUUCCCAGCGUCUUGAGGGAUAAUGCUGUUGUGCAUCUGGAAGCUACGCCGUAUACAGAGCAUUAUUGGGGUCUCCAGCUAACAAGUCAAAAAUGCUUUUUUUUUAUCACCCAAACAUGCGUAUUCCUGUAUUCUGGUCUCAUUACUCUAACAUUUAAUUUAUUUCAAUAAAACAAAAUAAUCAGAGUUUUAACCUCUUCAGCUCUGGAAUGACCUAUCAGCACACUAAGCAAGCAAGAUGAGUGUGUAUUACUCCUGUGUUUUUUUUGUUUUUUUUAUAGACUGUAUCGCCACAAACCUGUAGAUAGAUGGCAAUAAAAUGUAUGACUUUUGGAAGCAAAGCUUUUAUUGGCUUUUAAUAAUCCCUUUUUUGGGAUUGAGGCAAUGUGAUUUAAAUCUGAAAUGAGUUUGCCCCAUAAAUGUUUGUAUCUUAAGUGUUACUUUGUUGUAUUGAUAUAACUUUUAAAACAAGGGAUCUCCUGUACUGCUCCACGAGUUAUGAUACAGCAGGAGAAAUGCACAGCUAGGUUUCUGACUCUAGAACUAUAAGAUUUAUAUAUAUAUAGAUUCUGAAUGUUGUGCAAACAUGGAAUAUCUGAUUUAAAUGAAUUACGCUGACAAUAUUGGGUUUAAAUUGGGUAAUACCCUGUUUGUCAACUUAAUCACAGUUUUCUUUUUACAUUUUUGUAGAAUAAUGUUGAGGGCUAGUCGGUAUAGUCUGCUUGGGGUAGACCUCUCAAAGGUCAUAUUAAUGGUUUUCUCAACUUAUACCUAUUGAUAAGUAGUCUUAGCAGAACCUGUGCAGCAGCCAAACCUUUUUGUUUUUCUUCACCUGCACUUAAUUUGCCAUACGUUAACUCUAAAAUGAUUAUUUUCUGUCCUCUCCAAAUCCUUAGAAUUAUAAUGAUCUCUGCUUCACAAGAUAGCUUUAUUCAGAGCUCUGUUAUUAUUAGGAAGCUACCAUGAAAUUCAGAAUGACUUAUUCUUUGUUCUUUUUUCUGUAUUUCUCUUAUUUCUCAGGCCAGUUGGCUUUGUCCUGCAACUCAUAGAUAAUAAUCUUAAAAUGAAGCUUCCACUUUUUAAAUUGAAUGUUCCUAUUGCACUAGGGCUAGUGUGUUUUCUUGGAGUAACCAUAAUGGACUUUCAGUUUAAUGACAUUUCAAGGCAACUUCUUGGUAUUCUUUGCAUAUGUUCAUGACGUUUGCUCAUUUUGUUUGCUUUAUUACAAGCAGUGUUUGGCAGGAGAACCUUUCAGACAGUACUUCCUCAGACUUUUACAUUUGGACAGAGGUGCUGGCUGGUUAUGCCUUGAGAUGUUGGCUCCCGCCCUCCCUGCUAAAUGAGUGUACAAGUGUGUGUAUAAAACGUAGAUUUACUUACUAAUACAUCUGUCCCUUCUCACUUGUACUAGAGCCAUAUCAAGGCACACUAUUUUUUUGUAUGACAUUUUCCUGGUUUAUCCUGAUCAUGGUGAAUUCCUUCUUUGCGCUAUUCUUUUACCCCCUUUUAUCUCUUUCCUUCCAUUUAAAUAGCUACAAACUACAGCAGGAAGGAUAAGAAGAGUGAGUGGCACCCUGUUAAGGGUUUCUCAGUAGUUUUCAGCUGCUCCUAGUAGGGAUCUGAGUCUUUACCUAAAAGCCUUGAAUGCUGGUUCUACAUAAAUAUAUUCAUUAUAGCUGAACCAGUGCACAGGUAAUCAGCUGAUAUGUUACCAUGGUUACUAACCUGCUCUCACCCAUCAGCUGAUUAUUUCACCUAUGCACUGGUUCAGAUAUAAUGAAAACCUGGCCUGUUGGGGGUACUUGAGGACCACAGUUGAGAAACAAUGUUCUACACAAUACUUAGUACAUAAGAGAACCUUUUUUUGUAUGUAAAUAUCACUUGUUUUGCCUAAUUAUUCUGAAUUGUUUUGUAACAAACUGGAGUUUUAACUUUUUUUUUGGAGGGGGCGGGGCAAAUUCCAUGUAUUGUUUGCUUGACAGUAUCAUCGAAAUACAUAAGAAUUUGUAUUUUUAGAUCUACAUUAGGUGCUUGAUUUUACAAAAUUAAGAAGUCAUGUAAACAAAUGCUGUUUUUUAUAAAAACAUUUUUUUUUCUUUUAAUGGUCAAAAUCAUGGAUAUGUUCAUACGUUCUUAAUCCUUAUUACAAUGUUAUGGAUAUUUGGGAGUUUGUUUUGCUCAGAUAUUCCCUGUAAUGACAUCAUUUACCAAUAUCGAUGGCUCAGGUUUUUGCUACAGGUUGUCGGAUUUUACUGUUUUAUGUGAAAACCAAUAUAUUCUGCUAGUUUUUGGUUACCAAAUCCCUGUCAUGACGUAUACAGCGAUGUUUUAUCUCAUUUUCUGUGUGGUUUCUUUUAUUUUUUCUUUUGGACGAGAAAAUAAAUGUUUUGUGAUCACUUAAUAUAUUCACAUUUUAUAGCAGAAAAGAAAAAAAUUAUGAAAGCUGUGGCAUAGCAAAAGAAGGCAAUCAUCUAGUGAAGACUGAACUCUCUUGCACUUGACAAAAUUUUGCUUCCAAAACCCAAACUAGAUUCACACCCAUCCUGCUGAAUAAAAAUUGUAUGUUUGUCUUGUCGUCCCAAUUCCACUCCCGUUUCUCAUACCUUGUUCUAUUGCAUCAGUUUUAACCCUUUGCACACCAGGCAAAGAGUUUAGAGUUCUGGUCUCUGGGGUUUAACAAUGUUUGAAUUCCUUUGUUUUAUACAGAAAUUAAAUUUUACUUGUAUAAUAAAUGUUUUGGUUCCUGUGUGUAUGUUUAGAGAAACAUUUAUACAUUACAGGUCUAGCUUGUAAAACUUUAUUUUAUAUUUGUAAUGUUUACUAUUUCCAACGGCUUGUUUUGUUUACUGCAACCAAAUUAUGUAUACAUCAAGAAGAAUAUUAAAAAUUACAGAAACCUUAUAAGACAAUGGAUUAUUUUCCCCCACGUUAGUGUGUGCUGCAGUGAGCAAAUAAACUGUUCAACUAGA